Molecule: messenger RNA, 798 nt
Organism: Arabidopsis lyrata subsp. lyrata
Lineage: Eukaryota; Viridiplantae; Streptophyta; Magnoliopsida; Brassicales; Brassicaceae
Product: probable inactive dual specificity protein phosphatase-like At4g18593
Exons: 3
Coding region: 228-671 (147 amino acids)
Biological process (GO): protein dephosphorylation
Molecular function (GO): protein tyrosine/serine/threonine phosphatase activity
Source: RefSeq, a predicted model, not a curated record
GAUAAAAGGUGUUUUCGCUCCUUCAUCUUUGUUCAUCUUAUCUGCGUUAGCCCACGGCCCAGUCCAAGUUGUUAAACCGGGCUAUUGUGAGAGAUUUAGCUGUUAAACCGGGAUAUUGAGGAUUUUUAUUUAGCUCUAAACUUAAACCGAACAGAUUUGUCACGAAGAAGGUAAUCAAUCAGUAGCAGCAACACCAAACCCUGGCAAAGAUAGAAGAGAAGCUAUCUAUGUCUGAGUUGCAAAUGGAGGUAGAGGUAGAGACUAAUUCUUCUUUACAAGAGUCUAUUCCAAAGCCUACCCCGAAGCCACAAGUCAUGUACAGAUGUAAGAAAUGUAGAAGGAUAGUCGCUAUUGAGGAAAACAUAGUACCGCAUGAACCGGGGAAGGGUGAAGAAUGCUUUGCUUGGAAAAAGAGAAGCGGAAACUCUGAACAAGUGCAAUGCUCUUCGAUCUUUGUCGAGCCUAUGAAAUGGAUGCAGACAAUACAUGAUGGAUUAGUGGAAGAGAAGCUUCUUUGUUUUGGAUGUAACGGGCGGUUAGGUUAUUUCAACUGGGCUGGGAUGCAAUGUAGCUGCGGCGCAUGGGUGAAUCCGGCUUUCCAGCUUAAUAAAAGCCGAAUAGACGAGUGUAAAUCCGAGCCAAACUCGAACCUGAAUAUGGAAACUGGAUGAAAAAAGGAGAAGAUGUAAACUCUUGGAUAACUAAAGAUUGAUAAUAAGAUCAAAUUAAACCUUAUUGUAUUGACUAUCCUAAUGAGGUUUUUAGUUAUAAAUCCAACAAAGUUUAAGUUUCAUGUUA